AUGUUGACGUGGCUACUACGUACCAUCCCGUUCGCCCACUCCGGACGCAGCAUAGACGGUGACGAGGAAUACGUAACUGGUGACCUUAGUGGGCAUGGAUGGAAUGGUGGAAGAGAAUGGCACAAGCGGAACUGGUCCCACGGAUCCGCUGGCCAGUGCAAGCUCUUCGGCUGCCGCGACUGCACCCCACGUCGUGGCUGUCACCAGUAUUGUGCAACUCACAUUGCCAACACAAGCGCCUUCUGCACAGGUUCAAUCGGGAAUGUUAUUCUUGUUAGUAAGCCAAAUUCUGUUAUACACACAACACAAGGAACAUUACAAACUCUACAGAUAAAACCAGAACCAACAGUGGUCAGUACACAAGGACAAUCAUGUAGUGAAGAUAGCUGUAGUGGCGAUGAUAGCCCAAAACGCAAGUAUCGGGAAAUGCUGACAAGACGUCCUUCUUACCGCAAAAUAUUAAAUGAUCUUGGAGGUGCUGAAAUUGCUGAAAAUCGCAUGGGAAAACCAGGAACCGAGAACGAAGUGUCGCUGUCAUCUUCUUUAUCAUUUGCACCAGUGAUCCCAGCUGGAGCUCUUCAAACAGAGAGUGGUUUGCAUACACUAGCGGUUUCCGGCACUGCUGGAGGCGGCGCAAUUGUGCAAUAUGCUACGAAUCAAGAUGACCAUUUCUAUGUGCCUGGACCUAUGCUUGAAGAUCAAACGCGUAAACGUGAGCUCCGUCUCCUGAAGAAUCGUGAAGCGGCAAGAGAGUGUCGUCGCAAGAAAAAAGAAUACAUUAAAUGUUUGGAGAACAGAGUAGCAGUGCUCGAGAAUCAAAACAAAGCACUUAUAGAAGAACUGAAAUCUUUAAAAGAAUUAUAUUGUCAGCAAAAGACAGAAUGA
Molecule: messenger RNA, 885 nt
Organism: Arctia plantaginis
Lineage: Eukaryota; Metazoa; Arthropoda; Insecta; Lepidoptera; Erebidae
Source: the annotation of a GenBank genome assembly